Molecule: messenger RNA, 594 nt
Organism: Strongylus vulgaris
Lineage: Eukaryota; Metazoa; Nematoda; Chromadorea; Rhabditida; Strongylidae
Source: the annotation of a GenBank genome assembly
ACACUUGCCAUUGAUGACCCAUGGAAAGUUGAGUCAUCCUAUGGUGGAAUGGGAUCAAGCAAUGAUAUCUUCAGCCUGAAUGAGCCCAUGAAAACGCAACUUGUGGGAGGCAUGGGCGGUAUGGAGACUGUAGUACAGGAGGAGCACAGAAUAGGAGGAACUCCAGAUCAGAGUAUGCUGCCUGCCAGUACAUUUGGAAGUGAUUCCGCUCUAAUGUCUCCUGUGUCAUCCAAUCUUCCUUCCCUCAGCCAAGUGAUAAACGACCCAAUGAAAUCACAGCUAGGAGGAGGCAUGAAUAGCAUGGGAACUGUAGUGGAGGAGGAGCUGAGAGUUGGAGGAGUUCCAGACCAAAAUAUGCUGUCUCCUCACAUAUUUGGAAAUCAACCAAAUCCUCUGAAUAUGCCUUCUAUAUCAACCAUAUCAGGCAGUCUUGCGUCCUUCAACAAGCCCUCACGUUGCAGUCUUGCGUCCUUCAACAAGCCCUCACGUUGUAAUAUGGGACCAAUGAAUAGCCAGAGUUCGUUCGGUGGAAUGGCAAGAAAGAAGAGAGAAGCACCAACAAGAGCUCACAGGCUCACCAUUCAAAAACUUUGA